AUGCACUCGCUUAAGCGGCCAAUCCCUGACCAGGCCGUAGGGCCGACAAAACGAAGUGCUUGGCAACAGCCAGCGUCAUGUGAGUUCUGCCGGCUCAAGAAGAUCCGAUGUGACAAGCAACGCCCUUGCUCCAGUUGCGUAGCUAGAGAUACAACCUGUGAAUAUGUUACAUUGGCAGGAGGGACCCUGCAUCCAGCGGUCCAAACAGGUGUCAAUGAUAGUGCCCCGGCUACGUACAUAGGCACUCCGUCGUUAGAAAGAGAUAUCCAGGAGGUUAAGGAGCGCUUGAAGAGGGUAGAACAACUGUUGCUGGAACGUCAGAGCCCACUUCAAGGCUCAAAUCCGGGGGACGUAGAUUCUCUGGUUAUUACUCCCCAGCCUGAAUCCAAGGCAGUAUUGCGUAAUGUUAACCACGAGGAGUGGGACAAUCUGGAAUCCAUUGCAGCGUCCCCGCAGACUGAAGGAUUGAAGGAUUCGAAAACUGAAAACAAAAGUCUACAGAGCCAAGCACCCUCGGCAAUAACGCAGGAGUGCGGUAUAGAUCGGCAGCUCCCUCCGGUUGACACAGCUAAGGCACUGCUUGAACACUACGUUCAAGGAGUAGACUAUUUGGGUCGUGUAGUCCAUGCCCCAUCGGCACGCAGUCUCCUUGAAAGUGUAUAUUCUCAGCUGUCACAGUCAACCAGUCCUCCCGCCGAAAGUAUCAUAUUCCUUCUAGCCAUAUUUGCUUCCGCGUCAUUCUAUCUAGAAUAUGCAGGAUCGUCAGACGUUGGGCAAGAUCUCGAACAGGAGAUGAAGCGCCGUUUAUGGUGGCACCUCACUUGUACAGAUUGGUUACUUGGAAGCGCACCCGGCCCACAGCAGGGUAUUUACAUGAUCAGCCCUCACCAUACGACGGUCAAGUAUCCUGCCAAUAUCGAAGACGAAGAUCUGACCGAAGAGGGUAUUCAUCGAUACCCGAAACCCGACCGUCACCCAACAUCGAUGUCAUUCUUCCUCUGUCGUCUCAAAUUCGCCCAACUCUGUCGAGAAUCCAUGGACGCAAUUCAACAUGCAAAGACUACACAACCAUCACAACUCAUAUACCCGCUCAUACUGGAAAUAAGCGACAAGUACAUGUCUUUCCUCAGGGAGCUACCGUGGUUCUUCCGUCUUGAAGACGAAGAAGACGAGGCGAAACGUACAGACUUGACCAAGAAGCAGCCCUACAUCUCGCAUCAGCGCGCUGUGCUUCUCUAUGGCAUUUACUCACGCCUGGGUCGCCUCCACCGCCCGUUCGUCACCAAAGGUAUCGCCGACCCUGGCUUUGCAGGUUCAUACAAUAUCGGUAUCGAGUGCGCGGAGAGACUCCUACGGAUCCGUCGCAUGACGGCGGUCCACGGGAGUCAGCUGCUUGACAUAUUCGGCCGCUCGCAGAGUGUUGACCAGCAUACUUUCAAUGCUAUGCUGCUGCUCACAAUAGAUGUGAUGGCGCAUCCGAACUCGCCUGAUUCAGAGCGCCGCAGAGCGGACGUUAUUGAGAAAUGCCACAUCUUGCAAGAUAAGCAUGUAAGGUUGGGUCAGCCUGCGAAUGGAAUUAGUCGAGCCGUGCAAAUGCUGUUGGAUAUCGUGCGCAAUUCGAACAGGCCCCACAUCAAGGACAAAGAUCGUAUUGACAGCACCGGUCAGGUUGGCUCAAAUACUGCGCAAAGUAUAGAUAGUCUGGUGGUUCCGGAUCAAUGCACGAUGGCAUCGGAAGCAUCGUAUCAAACGGCGUGGAUCGACGAGUUCCUUUCAAUAUCUGAUGAUCAAGAUAUGGACACCCUUUUCGAUGAGCUCUGGGGAUCUUACUCAGAGACGAGCAUUCCAUCUCGGGAGGGCUUCUUGAACCGGGAGGGGCUAUCCUAG
Aspergillus tubingensis is the source of this 1887-nucleotide messenger RNA. RefSeq names its product Zn(II)2Cys6 transcription factor. The transcript is spliced from 5 exons. Gene Ontology annotation, biological process: regulation of DNA-templated transcription. The record is from RefSeq and is a predicted model, not a curated record. Gene Ontology annotation, molecular function: zinc ion binding; DNA-binding transcription factor activity, RNA polymerase II-specific. Bases 1 to 1887 code for a protein of 628 amino acids. NCBI's taxonomy places the organism in Eukaryota, Fungi, Ascomycota, Eurotiomycetes, Eurotiales, Aspergillaceae.